AGCGGAGCCGAGUGGAAGCGGCCCAGACCUGUGGCCGGGAACGGGAAUAGGGAGGGCCUCCGGUGUCGGUCCGGUACUCCGGUAUUCACCAUAUUCACCGCAGCGGAGCAGUGUGGUCACGUAGUCCCGUCGCGCCGGAUGGUGGAUGGAUGCUCUUCUCGCCGUUCGGGCACCAGAGUAAAAUGCAGUAGACCGUGUGCGUCGUCGCCGUUGCACCGGAGAGAGGAAGGAGCGCACGCCAGCGGAGGAUUGCCCCGCGUCGGUCCGCCGUCGUCCGAAUACUGGCAUUUGUCAGCUACUUAAAGACUGCGAGCACGACUGCUGUGCGUUUGGCUUGAGCAGCAAUCGAGACGCCGUAUCGGAAGACUCCCAGGGGAUCCAAAAUGAAGUGGACGUCCGGUAUUCCCUUUAACGAACAAGUGUGCGAGCUCACGCGGGUGUUCAACCAGUGGAACGAAUGCGAACAGACUGUCGUUCUCUACGCGCUGCUGCGCAUCAUACCCGCGGUACAGGCGAGGUUUCUCUCGCACGCCAUAGAACACUCUCUGCACUCGGUGGCGGAGUUGGGCAUCAAGGAGAUGAACGCCAACAAUCCAAAUUACAUCAACUCGUUGUCGUCGGAGUCAACGGAGACCGCGAUCACUGAACUCCUGACGCAUCUGCCCCUGCUGAAGGCUGGGAAUUUGGAGUGCAAGAACAGCUAUCUGGUAGCGAUACCGGAAUUGGUGAGCCACUGCGUGAGCACGGGACAAUAUACGGAGAAGACGCAGCAGCUGUUGAGCUACACUUUGAUACAUCCAGCCAUAGAUAAUCAAGACAGACGUCUUUUAACUCAGUGGCUUAAAGAUCUGGAGGAACGUAUCAGCAAUACACCGCCCGGUUCCGGCUACGAAGAUCCAAACACUUCGAUAAGAUGGGACAGAGAUUGGCUCCAGAGAGCCUCCAAACAUAGUGAUCAUCACACGGCUCUGUUUAAUCUACCGCCCAGCUCUUCGUUUCAUUUAUCCUUUUCUACAUCCGUUAACCGUCAACGUCGUUCGAACAGCUUGACACCACCGGUAGCGCCGCCGCAUCAUCUCGAGAUUGUCGACCGUUCCAAUAACACGAGUACUUCAUCCAGGCACAAGCCGCGCAGUUAUAGUGUCUCCGGAGAUCACGCCAGCAAUAUUAUUGGUUUGGGUCCACUGAGUCCGCAGAGUUCCUGUGCGAGUAGCGGUAGCGAGGGUCGUUUGGAUGACGCUUCGAAUCGUUCACUCGCGAGUGGCAUGAGAGACGUACAAGCAUGGCUUAAAACAUUACGACUUCAUAAGUACAGUGGUCUGUUCGUUACCAUGACUUAUGAGGAUAUGCUGCAAUUGACAGAGGAUCAAUUAGCAGAGCAAGGGGUUACAAAAGGUGCUAGACACAAGCUGGCACUCUCAAUCGCUAAAUUGCAGCAGCGAUACAACACGCUUUUAAAUCUGGAAAAGGGCCUAGUGCAGCCUAGUGCUCGCGACGGCAUGCAAAACUCUUCAUUUUCGCAGAGUUCGUCACUGCUCAUUAAUACGAUGGAAGAACUUAAGACGAUUCUGGCCACUCCUAUGAAGCCGAGUCAAGAGAGCGAUCCACAAGAUAUCCCUGCGCAGUUUACGAAAGUGCUUGGCAAAUUGUGCAGUAGAUUGGCUUUGGAAAGCAUCGAGGACGGUACCUUGUGUGCAUACGUCAACAUCUUGGAUAAAGUGUUGCAGCACGAUUGUUUCACCCCGAAUCAGAAGGAGAAAGUGCAGCAGUGGCGCAGCAGACUUGGCAAUCCGCGACCGACUCCAAAGUGGCAGCAUAGCUACGGCUAUAACAACAGGCGAUAUGGAAAUCUGCAGCAGCAUAACAGGAAGCCGAGUUUGAAUUUGAACCAUAUUCACAAUAUGCAUACACCCAAUCAGUUUAUGAUUGCUUCGCAUCGAAAUAGUAUAUCUACACCGUAUUUGCAAAAUAAUCAGAAUCAGAUUCAGAAUAUGAAUAACAUGAAUAUGAAUAGCUUGCGUGCGGUACAUGCGACCGAGAAGCGACCGAGUUUACAGGAGACCAGCUUGCAGCAAUUGCAGAAAACGCUGCAACGUGCGUACAGCGCGCCGCGUGACCACUUUGUGGAACACUCUGCCAAUGGAGUGAACGAGACUGAACCGGAAAUCGACUCUCGCCUGGAGUCCCUCUGCAUAAGAAUGACCGAGCAAGCGAUCGGUGGGUUCGGCGAGGCCUAAUCUUCCAUGUACGCGAAUUUAUCGUAAGUCCUUUUCGGAUUUUCGACUUGGGAAACCGAAGGAAUUUCUGUUCGCCAAAACGCGAGUUGUCGUUAUCUCGCAUUCGCUCGUGAAACGGCAUAUUUGAGUCAUCGUUUCAAAGUGAUACUGCUAGAGGGACGACGCAUACUUUUUCUUCUUCUUUUGUGUGCAAAUACCUGCGUGUACACACACUUAUGCUUUAAUAUCACUACCAAAUGAGACAAAAGGAUGUCCGACACAUGCGACAUUAUCGAUAAAGUGAUAAAGCGAUAAAGAUAAGUUUUUUCUCUAAAGAACGAGAUACACACCUACAAAUUAUGUUUUAUGAUAUCCGAUUGCAAUUGUAUUAUUUAAUUGACAGAAUUUGGCAAGCCAAAUGUUACUAGAAAGAUAGAUUCUUUCCUCGAUUGUUUGCUGCAACCGUAUAUAUAAAGAUAUUAUAUAAGAAGGAGUAUAUAUAUAUAUGCAUACACACGCGUACACACACACGCGUAUUAUAGACUUUUAUGAGGCAGAAAGGGGAAAAGGAAUUUUAGAACAUACGAAAUACGGGGAAAGAAAGAUGGUAAAAUAACGUUACGUCACCACGCGAUGUUCUUGCAAUAUUAUUUUUUGUGUUAUCCAUUUUACGAAAUGGAAUUCGUCUGAUUUUAAGCGCUACGGAGACGUUAUAGUAACGUAAUUCACUUUUAAUAACGACUGAUUUUACUUCUUUUAUUAUUAUUACUAUAUAUUAUUAUAUUUUUACUACUAUUACUAUCGAUAUCACUACAAUUACUAGCGCUACUAUUGCUCCUACUACUAUUAUCGCUACUACUAUUCUAUCGCUAUUACUACUAUUUCUACUAUCAUCACUACUAUCGCUCUUUACUACUACUACUACUACUAUACUCCGUCUAGAGAAUGAGCAUACUUAAAGGAUUGCCGCUUUGUCUCGCAUAUAAGUUAAUAUCUUUAAAACUUAAUCUCAACUGUACCGAGAAGCACAUAUGGCGGCGUGUAUGCUUUGUAGUUUGCGCACAGAUCUCGUGAUUUUUCAAUUUGGUUGACGGAUUUCAUCCCAUUUUUCGUUUUUCUCUUGUUUUUUUUAUAAGAUACGAUAAGCUGUAAAACGCGAGUAAAUAUACAAUAAUGGAUAUUAAGGGCCUUACGUGAAGAGGAAAACGAGCAAACGUAUAAGGUGUAGAAAUUUGAUAUUAUAAAGUAGCAGCGAAAUUCGAGGGAGGUAGACUGGCGCUGUACGUUUAUGGCGCGACAUCGAAAUCUGUGGCUUUAAAUUAUAAGCAUACAUAACAUCGUAUAUAAUCUAUUUAGCAUGUGUUAAAAGUAGCGUCGCGAGUAAUGUAGCAUAAUAUUUUUUCGUGCAAGAAGAAUAAAUUUAUUAAAUCGCGUAAACGCUAGUGAGCUAAUAAUUGAUUAUCCGUAAAGUAAGGAAGAAAAAAAAA
Vollenhovia emeryi is the source of this 3703-nucleotide messenger RNA. RefSeq names its product protein Smaug homolog 1 (gene smg). The record is from RefSeq and is a predicted model, not a curated record. The coding region runs from base 384 to 2237 and encodes 617 amino acids. Gene Ontology annotation, cellular component: P-body. Gene Ontology annotation, biological process: negative regulation of translation; nuclear-transcribed mRNA poly(A) tail shortening; regulation of mRNA stability. The transcript has 9 exons. Lineage: Eukaryota; Metazoa; Arthropoda; Insecta; Hymenoptera; Formicidae. Gene Ontology annotation, molecular function: protein binding; mRNA binding; translation repressor activity.